AUGGACGUUGACGUUCAAGUUGAAGGAGAAGAGUGCCAACGAACUCAAAACCGAGGGAAGGCCAUUGCAGUUGAUGCAACUUCUGGUGUCUCUUCUCAGUCAAGAUGGUUUCCUCAUCCUCCAAAAUCCCACACACUGUUGAAGAAACUAUGGACGUUGACGUUCAAGUUGAAGGAGAAGAAGUCUAGGGCUCUUCAGUUUAGAACUGCAUUUGAUAGGAUGGAGGCAGAAGAUAGGUUGUAUAAUGAUUACUUUUUGGAGAUGGAAAAUGGGGUUAAGAGGUGUGGACCACCUUCUUUGAGAGACUGGAGUGCUGUUGAGAAGCUCAAGAGGUUUCUUAUAAUCUUUUACAACAGCACUCUGGUUGUUUUUGCCUCUACGACGGUGAAUUCUUACAAGUGCUACGGUGAGAUAGUGACCAUAGAAAGAAUCCUCAUUACACUGGCCAACAGCUUCAAUCCUGAAUUGAAGGUGAAAGCGUCGGAGAUGUUGCAGAAGUUUCUCAAGUACUGGGAUGGUAUCAAGAGUGUCCACAGGAUGCUGAUCUUGGCCACGGUUUUCGAUCCAAGGAAGAAGAUGCAAUUUGCAAAGCUGUGCUUUGAGAAGCUCUAUGAGAAGGAGAGAUUAGAGUCUAAAGCAGUGCUGGAAUCUGUUGGUGAUCUUCUCAGGUAUAUGUUCUAUAAUCAUGAGUACAACACAAGAUUCAGAGGGUCUAUUGGAGAAGCCUCUGAGUCAAAUCACGCAUCAUCAUCUCAGCCUCCUCCAGAGUCGCAAGAUCAAGGCACAUAUAGAAUGGAGCUGGUGGUUGAAGAUUUCGGUUAUGAGCGGAUGGAUUGUGUGUACAAGGAGAUGGUUGCUGAAAAGGGAGAGGAUACAAGGGACGAACUUGAAGUGUACUUGAAGGAGGCAGUUGAAACUCCUAAGCUCUUGCUUGGUGUGGAGUUUGACAUUCUCGCUUGGUGGAAGGUUCACAAGAUGAAGUAUCAUGUGCUUGCUGAAAUGGCAAGAGAUCUACUCGCCAUGCAAGUUUCAUUAGUGGCAUCCGAAAGUGCUUUUAGCACAAGUGGGAGGAUCUUGGAGCCAUAUCGGAGUUGCUUAACUCAUUACAUGAUAGAAGUUCUCAUGUGUACUGAGCAAUGGAUGCAUGCUGACAUCAAGAGUUUCAAGCACAAACGCUUGAUGAUUGAAGCUUCAAGGUCGAAGCAUGAAGUGGAAGAAGGCGGGUGA
Molecule: messenger RNA, 1227 nt
Organism: Brassica oleracea var. oleracea
Lineage: Eukaryota; Viridiplantae; Streptophyta; Magnoliopsida; Brassicales; Brassicaceae
Product: zinc finger BED domain-containing protein RICESLEEPER 2-like
Exons: 4
Coding region: 1-1227 (408 amino acids)
Molecular function (GO): DNA binding; protein dimerization activity
Source: RefSeq, a predicted model, not a curated record